UUCCUAAACACAGCACUGUCACUUGAGUAUCACCCAAGGCCGGGGCAGGGGAGAGGUGUGAGCCUGUUUGUUGGAUGUAACAACGACUGGGAGAGGACGUGCCGGAACAGAAAACACUCGAAAACCGAUUUGACAUGAGCAGGUUGCUCUGACAUGGACAAAGAGAUGAUUCCCAAAUUUUCAACAAAAGACGAGGAGGUUGAUUACUGGAAGUCCCAAGCUCUCAAAUAUAAGAAAAGUUGCCAGGAUGCACAAGAGGAGCUGCAGGAGUUCCAGGAGGGGAGCCGGGAGCUGGAGGCAGAGUUGGAGGCACAGCUCGGCCAGGCUGAACAUCGCCUUCGAGACCUCCAAAGUGAAAAUGAAAGACUAAAGAAUGAGGUGGCAAACCUGAAGGAGAAGCUGGAGCAGCAAUAUUCACAGAGUUAUAAGCAGAUUUCUAUGCUAGAAGAUGACCUAGGCCAGACACGCAGCAUCAAGGAGCAGCUCCACAAAUAUGUCCGAGAGCUUGAGCAGGCCAAUGAUGACCUGGAGAGAGCCAAAAGGGCAACAAUAGUGUCUCUUGAGGACUUUGAGGGACGUUUAAACCAGGCCAUAGAGAGAAACGCCUUCCUGGAGAGUGAGCUGGAUGAGAAGGAGUCUCUCCUAGUGUCUGUACAGCGGCUGAAAGAUGAAGCCAGAGACCUGAGACAGGAGCUGGCAGUAAGGGAGCGGACUACAGACAGGAUGUCAGCACCCAGCUCGCCUACUUUAGACAUUGACAAGAUGGAUUCUGCUGUACAGGCGUCUUUAUCUCUCCCAGCUACACCUGUAGGAAAGAAUAUAGAGCACCCUUUUAUCACCUCAAAAGCAUUGACCAAUGGUUGUGGAAACUCAUCCCUCACUCCUUCUGCUAGAAUCUCAGCUCUUAAUAUUGUUGGUGACCUCCUGAGGAAAGUUGGGGCUUUGGAAUCAAAACUCGCCGCCUGUAGAAACUUUGCCAAAGACCAGGCAGCAAGAAAAAAUUACACCAAAGACAACGGCACACUCAUCAACAGCAAUGCCACCAAGUUCUCGCACUCUCUACAUACGACUUACUUUGACAAAACAACUGUUAAUGGAUUGGACCCCAGCUCGUUGACCUCCAUUGCAGCAUCCAGAGCUGUGCCCCCGCCAGGCAUGCUGCCUUUGAGUGUAUGAGGCGUCCCCAAAACCACACUAACCUCCACCAAAUAUAACAUGGGAACAGAGAGGGCACUUGAAAGACCAUUACAUUGUGUGCUAAGCUUGUAUGUGUGCAUAUGAGAGAGAACAAGAGUUUGAAAGAGAGACUGGUGUGUGUGUGUGUGUGUGUGUGUGUGUGUGUUUGCCUGUUUGAGAUUGUGCACUUUUGACUGUGAUGUGUGAAAGAGAGGUUUGACUUUAACACGGCCUUGCCUCCAGGUUGCAGCUCUAAACGCAUCUGUGAGUAGGUGCACAGAGGUGUGGGCAUAUGUUCCUACCACAUACUUGCAUGUGCCUAAAAGCUGUGCUUUACCGUGCUUGUAUGAAUGUCACUGCAAAUGCAAUGCUCUCUAGAUGUCAACUCUUAAUUAACUUGUUUAUAUUCUAAAGCUCUAUUCACAUGGGAUUAGUAUUACCAGGGGACCUUUGAUUAUUUGGGUAUAACCUCAACGCCAGUAUCCGUUUUGGAUAAGUGAAAGUUGUAGUUUACUCAAAUUUACUUACAUUUCUGACUGAGACAAUAUGUGGUCAUGCUUUGGUUAUCUGCCAAACAUUUUUUUUAAUCUGUAGCCAAUUGUCCACACCUAAUAAUCUCCUCUCUUGUGUCUGUUGCCUGUAGAUUUACAUCUGUAGGUGAUUGGUGGGGAAGAGAAAGAGAGAAAAACAGCAUAGUUACGUCCCUCCUCUUAUGUUAAAUACCAGCCUUUUCUGCCAUUGUUUUAAUAAUUUCUGGAGUUCAUGUCAUCAGUGAUAAGCAUUAGAAACAGUCCUCGUUGGCACGUGGAUCAGAUGCUAUGGUCACAGAAUAUUAAAUGGCAUAUUUGAAUAAGCUGUGAUAUUUGUAGGGAUGCAUGAUAUUUAAAUUUUGGCAGAUAUCCGACAUUUAGAGAUCUCUUUUAAAACAGAUAUAAAUAUUUAAAUGUGUAUUUUAGACCUAAGACUUAAGUCCUAAAAACAUUAAAGCUCAAGUGUGGGGAAAAAACAAAUAAACUUCAGAUUCUAAAGACACUACAGUUAAGGAAUGAGGAUGCACAAAUAAAAAAGACCAGCUGACAUCGGUCUGUUGUCCUCAAACUCUAUAAACUUUGUAGAUAGUAGUAGUUGUACAGCAGAGAUAGGCUGACAUUCACAGCCAGUAAACUGGAUGUAAAUAUCAGUGUUAUGUUGUUAACAAAUCUGCCGAUACUGAUUAAAAACUUUAUAGGCUAAUAUCUGCUGAUACAAUUGAUUAUGCCAAUAAUAUUGAGCAGUUCUAGUUAUAAUGUUAAGCUAAAGAAACUGACAAAAGAUAAGGCUCAGGUAAAGAGACGUUAUUACAGCGGAGGAAAGCAUUGUAAAGCAUCAGUACUUUCCAUGUGCAGCACAUCCUCUGUUAUUUAUUGAACAAUAAAAAGAUAGAGAAAAAGUCGCACAAAGUGUCAAAAACAAAUCUACCAAGCCAAAUGCUGAUUUACACUGGAUUAGUAUCACUUCAUGACCUCUGCAUGUGCUGAAACAUUGUCUGUAAUUUGCCCUGUGAUUUUUAAUGACUUCCUACACAUAUUAUCUUAAGCCCCCAGGUAAUAAUAAUCCCACGUGAACAGGACUUUAGGCCCACUGUCCUUUUAAAAACUACUAUUCUGACAAAAGGUCUUUCUAGACCACAGCUUCCUCCUCAACCUUCUUUUCCUCCUUUUUCUUUUUUAAUUGCACAGCUAAAGCUAUUCUAAUUCAGAAUGUAUUAUAUUUAAAAAGGGAUGUGUUAAUAUUAACUAAUUUAUCUUUCACAGUAUGCUUUUAAAUGCAAUAUUUCUUAAUUGCUUUUUUCUUGCAUGUGUGCAUAUGUCAUGUGGGGUUGGAAAGGUAAAGUCGGAGCCCAUAUUUUUGACUGAAGUGAAUGUUGAUCGUUCAAAGCCAUGUAGCCAUAGAGCAGUUGUUCCUCUUGUUACCGGCUACUUGCUUUUUUUAUUCAUUUGAAAGUAGCCUUUUUUGUUGAAGCAGAUAUCAGCUGGUUCUGUCCUCUGGGUUAAACCUGCACUUAAACAAACUGAUCCCACAGGUUUUGCUGCAGGCGUGUAUUUUUCGUCUGUGAUCAUCUGUUAAUAUUUUGGGAACAGUUUUGCCUUUUUUAGUUGUUUAAUAUAUUAUUUUUUAAUCUUGUGACUGGAUCAGUUACCUCAUUCUGUUGUAUUGCAAAUAUUCAUGGUGAAUUUUCAAUAUUAGCAGGUAAACCUAGCUUUAUCACAAGGAUACUCAUUCAAACAGAACUCCAAGAUGCUUUACCCUUAAUCUAGUGAACAUGAAUUAUUGGUCCACUGUGGCCUUAAUGUCAAACAGUGCAUUGGCUAAACAUCUGUUUGUGUGUGAAACUAGUGAUAAUUUAAUAUUUUUAACAGGUUGUAUCUAAGGAAUGCACCCACAUUACACCACAAAACAUAUAUCUUUGCCCUCAAAAGCUCCCCUUUCACAGAUAUGUGUGUCAUUUUCUUAAAGCAUAAUUUGACUUCUUUAGUAUUCAGUGUUAUUUGACAGUGUAAGAUGUCAUUUUUGGCACUAAGAGCCUGUUACAAAAGCUUGUUCUACAGCAAGUGUACAUAGCCUGUAAGGAUGGUCAUUUGUACAUACUGAAAUUUGGCAUUAAGGUCCUAUUUAUUUCAGAUUCUGUAUGGCAUGUUCAGAUAAUAAAUGGUUCAAGCCAUUGUAUUAUGAUAUCAAAAUGUUUGUCAAAAUUGUUUAAGUAAAUAAAGUUUGAGAUGACUAAUA
Cheilinus undulatus (humphead wrasse) is the source of this 3942-nucleotide messenger RNA. RefSeq names its product nudE neurodevelopment protein 1-like 1b (gene ndel1b). NCBI's taxonomy places the organism in Eukaryota, Metazoa, Chordata, Actinopteri, Labriformes, Labridae. The transcript is spliced from 9 exons. The record is from RefSeq and is a predicted model, not a curated record. Bases 154 to 1176 code for a protein of 340 amino acids. Gene Ontology annotation, cellular component: kinetochore; centrosome; kinesin complex. Gene Ontology annotation, molecular function: microtubule binding. Gene Ontology annotation, biological process: cell migration; microtubule nucleation; mitotic centrosome separation.